AUGACAAUUUUAUCUGCUAUUACCUCAAUUUCAAGACCAAAUAAAAUUAGUAAAUCAGUUGUUUCAUCUAAUGGUGGUGCUUCAUUAUCAAUGGGUUCCAACUCAGUUGCAUGUGGUGGUUGUGGUGGUGGCUCAAGUGUUUUAAUUGCUGCUGGUGGUUCAGGUGGUUUGUUUGUUGGUGCUGCAGUUGCUGUUGAUCUUAGUAUUCAUGCUUCUGUCGGAAUUGCAAUUGGUAGUACUUCAUGCCAUUGUAAUUAA
Messenger RNA from Dictyostelium discoideum AX4, 258 nucleotides. RefSeq names its product hssA/2C/7E family protein. NCBI's taxonomy places the organism in Eukaryota, Evosea, Eumycetozoa, Dictyosteliales, Dictyosteliaceae. The transcript has 2 exons. The record is from RefSeq and is a predicted model, not a curated record. The coding region runs from base 1 to 258 and encodes 85 amino acids.